Molecule: messenger RNA, 10508 nt
Organism: Anastrepha ludens (Mexican fruit fly)
Lineage: Eukaryota; Metazoa; Arthropoda; Insecta; Diptera; Tephritidae
Gene: ec
Exons: 6
Coding region: 2989-9198 (2069 amino acids)
Source: RefSeq, a predicted model, not a curated record
AACGGACCUGUUCUUUUUUCUUAAUUUGAAUUUUUUUUUAAAUAAAUUCUAUCUCUCUCGACUAAUUUGCUGCAUUCCUUUUUUUAAGUCUCAUCCGUGGGCAGCGUUUUGUUUUCCGCCUUUAUAUCUCGGCUCCAAGACCGACCACUCUAUGAUUUACGACAUACAAACAAUUUUAAUUAACGAUAUUUGGCAAGGAAACUUUGUUUCUCAGGAUAAGGCGCAUACGAUAGAACUAUGACUGAGCAACUACUGAGUGACUAGUAAACGCUUUGGCAUGCACUCUCACAGAGAAGGGCGCUCGUCGCCUGAAAAUCGCAUUAAAUUGGUGUUAUUUUAUUAAUAUUUAUGGUGCAAAAUUUAUUAAUAUUUAGUAAUUUAAUUAGUAGACAUCACAUCCACGAACAAGGUAUACCUACCUCAUUUGGUUGCUUAGUCACAUGGUCGUGUCAGACAACCUCGCUAAGAAAAGUGCAGCCCGUGGCACUUCAUCGAACAGCAAUGGAAUUUCAUUAGGCGAAGCUUCUAACUAUAGGUAGAUAAAUAAAGAGAUCUGAAGUAUGAGCACGAAACAAUUUAAUUCUCUGGUUUCAUUCCUUAUAUAAAUGCCAUCAACGCCCAAAUAUUAGAUAAGACACAGCAGUUUUUUUAUACAAAUGAAGAUAAAUCCAAACUUAGCAGACGAGGCUACUGUUUCUCGUAGUCAAUUUUUGCCCCAAGUAUAAUCCUUCUCAUGAAAUAAGCCGAUCGCCAACCUUCUUAUAUUUCAACUACAAUACUUAGAACAAUUAUCAACUCAUCACCUCACAGAUUUCGGUAGCAAACAGUUUCUCAAGUUUUUUUUUCAUUAAAAUGAAAUCAGAUUACUUCUCGAACUAAAAUUGUAGUUUUGUAUUCCAUUUACUUUGGCUUUAUCUUUCAGCAAUCCUGUCAUUCAACUUCUUCAGCUUUUUCUGAUUAUCCUCAUUUGUAAAAAAACUGAGUGCAAUCAAUUAAAAAAAUAAAUAAGUAAAUACAAAAUGAAAGACAUAAAAAAUCAAUAUCAAAAACCACUUCAUGCACUUAGAUCCAUUUGUGAGAUAUGAAAAUUAACCCCUAAAUCUGUGACGUGUGCACUGAUCACGCUGAAUAUGUCUGAGUUGAAGAUAAGAUGCUGUAGAAGUAGAAGCUGAGACGAAUAACAGAAAAAACUAAAGCAGUGAAUGCUUUAGCUACAAUACUGUGAUGAAACCUGUUUAAAUAAGAAAUAUUAUAGAAAGUAAAUAAACCGAAAUGCAUUUAAUAUUAAUAAGAAUCUGUUUGCUGGAUGAUGCAAAUACGAAAAAUAAAAUAUACUUAUACACUUGUAUGUAUAUGGAUCUUGUUUACUGAAAAUCGAUAAUGAGGCCUUCAAAUUUUAUAUUUGAUAUUUAAUUAUAAUAUAUCAUAUCCACUUUCGCUUGAAUUUCCAAUUGCACAAAAUAUUUGGUUAAAGCAUUAAGAGUAAAAUGCCAUAUAUAAUCCAAUUCUCAACUUCAUAAUCACAUUUUUCAUUCCCGCCAAUCGGUAAUCAACAUGAGUUUGCCAGUGAUUGUAUUGCAAAAUAUCACAGAGUGCUGAAUUCAUUUAUUCUCAAUUCUACCAAUGCUCCUACAGAGUGUUUCAAAUGAAAGAGAACUCACUUAAACAUUUUCUUAUUGUAAGCGCUCGUAGUUUACGAGUAUAUUCCAAUUGACAGUCUUUAUUUGACAAAUUUGUAAGUCUCACACCGACUACCUGCCGCUCUGCAGCAGCGUUAGUGGAUUAUACUCACAGUCUUCAUAACAUAACCAAUCGCACAAACAAAACCUACCGCAGUCGACAACAUUUUCUCUUCGUUGUUAACUCUCAAUCCCCAGUUGUGUUAGUUCAGGUGAGAAUACAAUAAAUAAAUAGAGCGACUUGUUGUUGCUGGUCAUCACCCAUGCUUUGUUUACCUACAUAAGCAAUGCUAUUGAUGUUGGUAGUCGAAUAAGAUGAUGUGUUUGCAACCAACCAGCAAACAACCAGUUGCUAACACUUCGCGUCUCUAACGCUCUCUUUGUCAGGUUAUAUGAUCGGCUGUUUGUUACCUGUUCGUAUUGCUUGUGACCAUACAUACAUAUGUCCAAUAGCUAAGGCAUAGGUAGUACAUAUAGGCGGUCGAGUUUUUCUUGUUUGUUUACCUGUAUGUCAGUCAGUCAGUGUGGGUUGACUGUUUUUGUUGCCUUCCUGUAGUAUAGUAAGCAAUAUGCACGCCAGUAGGUUUGAGAGCUGAGGCACUGAGAGUUUUUGUGUUUAGUUACCUGUGCGCUCUCUCGGCCACUCGGUUUUCCAAUCGUUUUGCGCGAAAAUGUUUCAGUUUUAGACCAUAGUUACGAGCGUUUGGACGUGUUUUUGUCGCAUAGCGCGUUUAGCGUCUAUACCGUUUUUAGAGCGUACAUACAAGUAUAUACUUUUUUUUAGCUCUCGAAUUAAGUUAAGCUGGAAACGAAUGGCGGGAAUCUCAUUAGCGAAAUGUGAAAAAUAAGAAUAAUAGUGUAAAUUGAAAGUAAAACAUAAAAUAAUCAUUAUUAUGCUUAUGGAUAAAACAAAGCAAGUGAAGUAAAAAAAGAAGAAAAAAUAAAAAUUUAAUACUAUAAAAUGUUGAAAACUUGUUGGUGAAGAAAGUACAUCUUAUUGGAUCGAUUGCGAUUAUUUUUCAUAAUAAUUUUGUUAUAAAUAUUAUUGCUGGAAAAUCAAUUGGCCACGUUUUGUUUUGAUAAAGCCUCAAAAAUUGAUUUUUACGCCGCCUUAAGAGUAAAACUCCUUCGACAGUAACAACAACAACAACAACAACAACAACAGUAAAGGCGCUAACGCGAACGGAAGUGUACAAUGUUGCCGUUGGUAAUUUGAGGUAACUAAUCAGAAACGGAAACGCCACCACUUAAGGCAACAACAAGAACAACAACAAGAACUCGAAUAAGAACCAACACAACAACUGCCAAGAUGAUUAAGUUUCGCUAUAAACGCAAAGAACCGGCUAGCAGCACAGCGGCCAAUAAAACAGCAACAACAACAACAAAAGCGCUGGAAGAAACGAAAGCCACGAAUAAAACUAACAAUAACAACAGCAAUAAUACUAAAAAUAGCGCCGCGGAAAAUCACAAGGAGGCCAAAACAGCUUCUGGGGUGACGGCAACGAAGGAGAAUUGCCGACCAAACCAGAAUGUGAUGACACAGCAGCAACAGCAGCAACAGCAGCAACAGCAGCAACAACAGCAACAACAAAUGCAACAAUUUCAACAGCAAAUGGAACAAAAGCAAAUGCAACAACAGCAAAUGCUGCAGUUUCAGCAGCAGAUGCAACAACAACAACAACUCCAACAGCUACACAUGCAUCAGCAGCAACAACAACAUUAUUUGCAAGCAGCUACCAACUCCGCAACCAAGAACAAUUUGCUUUUAAAGCCACAGCAUCCGCAACACGCCCAGCUGAUCAGCAACAAUGGCACUUUACCGCGCAGUAGUCCGCGCAAAACACACGACCCGCUGCUGGAUGGCUACAAAUCGGCAACGUUGACGCGUCAAACCGCCAGCAGCCGCAAAGUAUCCGCGCUGGCGAAGGUGGCGUCUACGGCGGAGUUGGCCGGCUGGGGCUAUGCGUUCGGUGGCAGCAUGAAUAAUAUAAUUAACGGCGGUGCCAACACAAACAACAACUACUAUUACAAAAAAAGCAACAGCAACGAGCACAUCUUCGGCAGCAACGACACUUUACUCUCGCUGACGGCCAAUGAAGUGUACGGCGAGCGAGAUCGUUGCAUAAAUGCGGUGAUUGAACUUUUCCAACAACUACAAACCAGCUCAGAGCCCGCCCUAUGUCCGGAGCCUUUGCGUCGCGCCUUGGCCAGUGGCCCUCUAGCCGGUCGUCGCUUUCCCCUCGGCUGUCUCGGCGAUGCGGCUGAAUGCUUCGAGCUGCUAUUACAUCGAGUGCACUCGCACAUUUCCGCCGACGAUGGUGAUGCUUGCGAAUCGCAGGCAUGCGUGGCCCAUCGUCGCUUCGCCAUGCGCGUCAUCGAGCAGAGCGUCUGCAAGUGUGGCGCCAAUUCGGAGCAAUUGCCAUUCACUCAGAUGGUCCACUAUGUUUCAGCAUCAGCGUUGACCUCACAGAAUAGUUUGGCAUUGCAAAAUCAUCAGCAACUGACAUUUGGCCAAUUGUUGCGCGCCGCUGGUAAUAUGGGUGACAUCAGAGAUUGUCCGAAUGCUUGUGGCGCCAAGAUUGGCAUCUGUCGCGCGCUGCUCAAUCGGCCAGAUGUUGUUUCGAUUGGCAUUGUGUGGGACUCGGAGCGUCCUGCUGCCGAUCAAGUGCAUGCUGUGCUCAAAGCGAUUGGCACCAGUUUACGUCUGUCGGACGUUUUCCAUCAGGUAGCCGAACAUCGUUGGGCUCAAAAUGUACAACACGAAUUGGUUGGUAUUGUCUCGUAUUACGGCAAACAUUACACAACCUUCUUCUUCCAUACCAAACUCAAAGUUUGGGUGUACUUCGAUGAUGCAAAUGUGAAGGAGGUUGGCCCCAACUGGGAAGGCGUUGUCGAUAAGUGCAGUCGCGGUCGCUAUCAACCUUUACUUCUUCUCUAUGCUGUGCCACAACCACCCUCAGGUGGGUCACAAUUCGCGCCAGAGUCUAACCAAUCCACUAUUGUACGUCGCGCCAUCACACCAAGCCCCAUCACACCGGACAAACCGAAUCUGGGCAAUACCCGACGUGCCAUUACACCGACACCACUGCGUUCACCCAACGACUAUCAGAACCUGAGUGUCAUACAGAAGAAUAUCUUUGCAAGCGCACCCUCUGCCGCACCGAUCAAUAGCGAUGAAACCGACGCCUACAUAAGCCGCAAGACUGUGGAGCAUGUGUUGAAUGCACAACAGUACCAGAAUUUGAGCGUCGUGCAGGACAAGAUUUUCGCCAAUAACGGCAGUGUGGCGACGAAUCAAACAGCUGAUGAGAAGGAUGCCGAUUCGCUGGCUCAUAAAAUUGGCAAAGUACUCAACGCCCAACUGGUGCGCAAGUACCAUUUACAGUUGCAGCGCAGUCAGAGCGCUGAAUCUGGUCAUGUUAGUGGCUCUUCGAAUGGCUCGUCACCGCCGAGCGAUGGUCUCACCAUGCCCGAUCACUUGAAUCAGCCACGUCGUCGCGACUCGGGCAACUGGUCAGGCGAUCGCAAUAGCGCAAGUUCAGCUUCAUCCACCACUUUGGAUAAUCCCUAUCUGUACAUGGUGGGCAAGCGCAAUCCACCUGCAGUACCACAAAGUCCCACACGCAAUGGAUUGCCUUACGAUCCCGGUUACGAUUCAUUCUCGCUUAGCUCUACCGAUUCGUAUCCCCCAAAGCACCAUCUAAAUCCACAACUCGCUAAGAUACCCGAGGCCGGUGCUUCCACAAUGCUCUCCGGUGACUGUGAAAAGCUCUGCAACGAGGCCGACCAACUGCUGGAGAAGUCCCGACUCGUCGAGGAAUCACACGACCUCGAAACCGCGCUCGUGUUGUGCAAUGCUGCUGCCGGACGCGCACGCGCCGCCAUGGAUGCACCCUACAGCAAUCCACACACCAUGACAUUUGCACGCAUGAAACACAAUACGUGCGUAAUGCGUGCACGCAGUCUGCACCGUCGCAUUUUAGUGGAGAAGGGCGCCGACAUGGACGCCAUGCCGGAGAUGAAGCACAUGCGUGAGGGCAGCAACAGCAGUGUGAAACACGUACGACAAAAUAGCAAAGACAAGACAUUGGACAAGACGCCAAUGCAGGUGUGCGCCACAGCCGCCACCACUGCAGCAAAUAAAAGCAUUGAAAUCUACGCAACACUGCCGAAGAAGAAGAGCCCAUUGAAGGCAUUGGCAGCGGCGGUGGGUAAUGAUGAUAAUGCCAUCGAAUAUGAACCGCCACAACCGGUGUCCGCUAAGCCGGAACGCGAGAGCCGCUCGUUGUUUGGACGCAGCAGCAGCAAGUCGGAGAAGGAGAAGCGCAGUCGCAGUGAGGAUCGCAAUAAGCUGACGCGUGAGUUCUCGCUGACCGAAACUUUGUUGGUGAACGCGAAAGAUACGCUGAAGAAGCACAAAGAGGAGAAGGAUGAAAAGAAAGAGAAGGACAAGAAUGGCAAGAAGCAACAUAAGAUACGGCGUAAGCUACUUAUGGGUGGACUCAUACGUCGCAAGAAUCGCUCCAUGCCCGAUCUAACCGAGGCUGGAGAUGAUGCGGCAACCCAGAAAGAAGCACCCGCACAACUGGCGACUUCAGUAGACGACAGCUCGGUGGGGUUGAAUGGCAAGAAUGGCAUGAGCGGCUACAUCUCGGAAGGUCACUUUGACUAUCGCGACUCGAACAAUGCCAAUCCGAAUUUAGAACGCAGCAAACUCAUGCGCAAAAGCUUCCACGGCAGUGGUCGCCAGUUGACAGUGGUUGCUAAGGUCGCGCCACCGCCACCUAUGCGCACCAGCUCUGCGCUGACACAACAACAGCUGCAGCAACAAUUGGCAUUGCAGCAGCAACAGGACGCAGCGGUACUACAACAUUUUCACCACGAGGCGAAUCUCUCCAAUAUUUCCGCAAUGAGUUCCAACACUUCAAUCAGUGAGGACUCGUGCCAGACCAUCAUUACGACCUGCGCGCAGGUACACAACGAACAGAGUCCGCUCAAGGACAGCUUGUAUCAGCCAUCGAACAUUAUGGGACAAUAUCAGCACCAUAACGGUUAUACUGCUACAGCGAUCGAUCUUGGUAGAGAUGAAGUAGAUGGCAUUGCUGGCGGAGGCAAUGGUAAUGGCAGAGGCAGCAGCAAUAAUCCAAGUGAAGUACCACUAGAAUUGCCGCCAUAUCCAAGCCCACCGCAGUCGGUGUGCCACUCGCGACAGGCCAGCGAAGAUUUCCCACCGCCGCCACCGGAAAUCGAUCUCGAACCGCUAAAUCAUCAGAUCAAUCAGAUUCAAGUGCUUGAGGCAAACAAACAACAACGCAGCAUGGAGACGCUGGAGGGCACUUCCAGCAUAUUGGCGCAAUUGCAGCAAAGGCACCAAUUGAUGAAAAUGCGUAAAGAGCAGGCUACGCCGACCAGCGAACCCUCUACCUGGCUAAAAGAGUUACAGGCCAAGCAAACUGAUCUCAGAAAUGCGCAACGUGCCACAGACUCACCAGUCGCGCACUUAACACAACAGUCCAACGGCGUGCGCGAAUUAGCGCAUCGUUUCGAACAGACGAAAUCAGCCGGCGCCAAUGAGCAGCAGCCACUGCGCUCCUACUCAUCACAAGAGCUGUUGCUCAAUGCAACAAAGCCACAAAUUCGCACACAAAUGAAUGGCUUACCGCCACCGAACCACCAUGUCAUGACGGCGACACCCACACCCAGCGCACUGCCACCCAAACCCGAAUCGGAUGAAGUAGACUGCGCGCCACAACGUUUGCAGCGCUUACCGCCGCACCAGGUGUUGCCCAAGCCGAAAUACGAAGUGACGCAAUCACAGAUCGCCGAGGAGCUGCGUGAGGUGGAGAUGCUCAAUACAAUGGUGCAGCAAACGCUGAACAAUACGCCAGCCGUACAACAACAGCAACCGCAGCCGCAACAGCAACAGCAGCAGCAGCAGCAACAAAGCGCGACCACGGCUACAGUGCCAAAGCGCGUCAAGAAGAAGAGCGUAUCGUUCUGCGAUCAGGUGAUACUUGUGGCAACAGCGGACAAUGAGGAAGACGACGAUUUUAUACCGAAUCCGAUUCUAGAGCGCGUCUUGCGUACAGCGCAAAAUCCCAACGAUAAAGUAACGGCGCAAAUGAUACAACAACAGCAACAGAAUAUCAUACGACUGCCAACGGAAGCACAACCGCGCAUCGUGCAGCCCCUGCCGCCGCCAGUUCAGCAACAACAACAACUACCACCGCCACCCACUUUGGCGCAACAGUCGCCUAUGUUGGGCGGCGAUCGGCGCCCGGUGCCUUUGCAGGGGCAAGAGAUGCAGCGCUACGUGCAGCUGCAACGCCCACAGCUGGAAGCGCUGCGGCAACAACAACAGCAAAUUCAGCAACAGCAGCAGCAGCAUCAGCAGCAACAACAACAACAGCACCAGUCUGCUGUGCCAUACAUGCAAGCGGGUCAGGUGUACACGCCCAUUCAGGACAUUUAUCGUUUGCAACAACACCAACAGCAACAACAAUACACUUCACAGCUGCCGCCACCACCGCUGCCACCGGCACAUCAGCAGCACGCACAAUACGAUGAGCGGAUGCAUGCCAACAAUCUCAACAACAACAACAACAAUCAUGUUUUGCUGCCGGCGCGCACUAGCAUGAGCGGCAUCGCUAAUGUUGCCACGCAGCAACAUAUGCAGAUGCUAGCAGCUCAGCAGCAGCAACAGCAACAGCAACAACAUUUGGACGCGCAAUCGAGCUAUGUGAGCAUACCACGCACACACAUGAAUCACCAGCAGCAGAGCUACUCAGUGCAAUUGCAAAAGCACCAACAACAUUUGCAACAACAGCAACAGCAGCAGCAACAACAACAAAUUCCAUCGAAUGCAGCCUACUAUCCGGGCGUGCCAGGUCUGGACGCGCCACCACUGCCCUCACCCUAUCAACGCGUGCCGCUACCGCACGGAUACCCCGCUAGCGAACAAUUUCCCAGCAACAACAUGCCGAAGCCACAACAUCCCUACCCAUCACCGACAACCACACAAAACGCCACUGCCGCGCCCUCGCCUUACUUUCCCCUGCCACAGAACUCAGCCGCCGCGCUGGCGAUGAGCGCCAACAGCCAACCGCAGCACACCAAGGCAUCACAUCAGAAGAAGGUCAGCUUUGAGCCUGGCACCAAAGGUGAAACGGACUCGCUGUGCAAUGGCAGCAACAAUAACAACAACAGCAGCAGCAACAUGUCAGCGGCGCUACCACCGAAGCCGAUGAAUCUCACCGCCACCAACGCCAACGUCAACAACAGCGCAGCCGCAGCGCAACAAAAUGGGCUGCCCGCGGUUAUGGCGAUGGCAGCGGCUGCAGCAGCCGACAGCAGCGUCAAUGUGACUGCAAUACCGACACGCGUCUACAACAACGCCAUCGUCAAGGCAUCCGCCAAGGCGGUGGAAUGCAAUUUGUGCCGGAAGCGGCAUGUGAUCGCGCCGGCCGUCUACUGCACCAACUGUGAGUACUACUUGCAGAUGUUGAACAGUCGACGGUAAGAAGGAAGAUGGUCGGUCGCUGGCACCGGGAGCAAAAUGUGAAAGUUUGCAAGAUGAAAGUGCGGAAAUGUGGCAGCGCAGCAAAGCUGCGGCAAUGAUAAACAAAAAUCGCUGAGCGAAUUUAGGUUGUUUACGAUUGCAUUUCCAUAGAAUUAAGAAAAUAAUUGUUGGUUUUGUAGUUGUAAAAUUUUUUUUUUAUAUAGUAGUAGCUUAAUAGUAGAGUUUAGUGAAACUAUGAAAUCUCAAACGAAGUUGACGCCCAUUACAAAUUAGUUGGUGCAAUUCGAUAGACAUGCAGACAUUUUGAAGUUUGCUUCAGAAACUGAAGGUAAGUAUAUGGCAUUGUUUUCAUACCUACAUGUCAGCCUGCAUGCACAAACGCAUACAAAAAGCUGUCUACUUGUACUAUAGGCACAAACUUUAAACUGUGUGGCUUUUGAACAAUUUUUGGAAAUUUUGACGCGAACUCUCUUUCUCAGCUUUUCCUCCAUUGCAUGCAAUUCCUUUAUGGUUCUACAUAAAGCACAAUUGGCAAUAUUUUUAAUUCAAAAAAGAAAAAAUUGAGCGAUUAAUUGAUUACAACAAAAAUUUGCUUUCCUGCUACUUUUAAAAGCUUUUAAGUCUUUGACUACUCAAAAAUAAACUACCACAAAAAAGAUAAAAAUUUACUUAACUCUUCCAUUUCGUUUAACAAAUUAGUAAUAGCUUACAUCGAAUAUUUUUAAAUAUAUUAAAUAUCAGUUAGACGUACAUACAUAUCUACAUAUAUAAAUACUUACACAAUUAGAAAUACACACGCAUUUACAUACAUACAAACAAUACAUUUAAAGAAAUUCAUGAAAAUCUCAUACAUUAAACCCAUCUAAUCGUUGUUUACACAAAAUUACAAUAAUUAUUAUUUUAUAUUCACAUAUACAUACAUAUAUUAAGCGCUAAAUUACUACAUACAUACGUAUAUAUUAGCAUAAUUAGUCGCUAGUUGCAAGCGCAGCGUUUGGGCGUGGGGCUGUCGAACGGCCACCAGCCCCCAGCGCAUGCAUUUCACAAAAUAUUUUUAUUUUAUAUUUACAAUUAAAUUUUACUUAUCAAUAUUGCGUAUAUAUAUAUAUAUAUAGAGCUACUGCGUAUGUGUGUAUUUGUUUUAUGAUAUUUACAUUUUUUUCUUUUGUAAGUUUUAUAAUGUUUUUCCCCACAGAAAAAAAUAAUGAAGAAGUAGAACAGCUGCAGCUGAAAAGAGAUGUCUUCAUCCAACUAAAAGAAAAACACAAACAAUAAUAAUCAUUUGCCUAAUAAAUAAAUAAUUUCUUUUU